UGUACUCGUUCUUGCUGAGGCCGGCCUGCCACUCCUCCUGCUAUGAUGCCUGGGCAGAUCCCGGACCCUUCGGUGACCGCAGGCUCUCUGCCAGGGCUCGGCCCCCUCACCGGACUUCCCAGCUCUGCUCUGACCACAGAGGAGCUGAAAUACGCUGACAUCCGCAACAUUGGGGCCAUGAUUGCGCCCUUGCACUUCCUGGAGGUGAAACUGGGCAAGAGGCCCCAACCUGUGAAGAGUGAGCUAGAUGAGGAAGAAGAGAGAAGGAAAAGGCGCAGAGAGAAGAACAAAGUUGCCGCUGCCAGAUGCCGGAACAAGAAGAAGGAGCGGACGGAGUUUCUGCAGAGGGAGUCAGAGCGGCUGGAGCUCAUGAACGCAGAGCUGAAGACCCAGAUAGAGGAGCUGAAGCUGGAGCGGCAACAGCUCAUCCUGAUGCUCAACCGCCACCGCCCCACCUGCAUCGUGCGCACGGACAGCGUCAGGACGCCCGAGUCCGAAGGCAACCCGCUGCUGGAGCAGCUGGACAAGAAGUGACUGCAGGCCUGGAGGAGGCGUCAGAGGAGGAGGGGAGGGGGGCGGAGCAAAAGGAGAAGAGGAGUGAGGUGAUGGAGGCCCCCUCCGGGGCGCACGACAAACUCUUACGAAGAGGCUUAGUAUAACUGGCCUCCAGCUGGCCCUUUUCUGAAACUCAGCCCAGACGCGCGCAAGAGCAAGAGUGGACUGAAGAAACCAGAGGGACCAAGCGAUGAGACCAAAGUUGACCCGCAGGUAAGGGCUGUCCCACUCCAAGGCUCAGCUUGAUGGCCACCUCAGCCAGGGAGAUGCCCAACCAGGUGGCCUCCUCAGGCACUCCUCUGGCCUCUCUGCCAAGACUCCCACCCCAGGGACGACCGAGCAGCCAAGAAAAGCCAUGCGUCACAAACACAGUGUGGCCGAGGACGGAACUCAGCGUGGACUCCAGUCCAUCUUCCCCAGUCCUGCCCAAGACCGAUGGAAAGGGGUGCACUGUGUGGGCUGUGGUGGCCCUGCCCAGGUGGCACAGCCUGGUGGCCCUGCUGGAGUCUGCUGUGGCACUGAGGCGCGGGCGCCCUUCCAAAGCACACACUCAAUCGAUGAAUGUUUACAGACCGGCUGUCCUGGCGGGGCUUCCAACUGCACAUGUUUUUUUUUUAUACUUUCUUUUUUUUUUUUUUUUUAAUAUUUUUUACAAAAAAAAGAAGAUUUUAUACGAGCAAUAUAUAUAUGGAUUUCUAUAAUCACUUGAUGUGACACAGUACACAUAUGCUAUGAUCUGUUGUUACGGACAUCCACCCACCAGUUACAGCCAUUCUAAUCCUAAGUACUGUAGGCUCUGGGUGUUGGGGGGGUGGUGGUCCGGCGGGUGGGGUGCAUUUCCAUCCUUGUAAACCCUUCCUAGUACUCAGUCCUGUAUCGCUCAGUAAACAUUGCUCUUAAUUACCCAGCUGCCUCCAGUGGUGUCUGCCCAGGGAGAGGGCAUGCCCAGGGCAGGAGGUGUUUGGAGUAGUUUCCAUAGCUGCCCUCCCAGGUAAGCCUGAAUAUGCCCAUUUCACAGAUGAGGAGGACAAGGCCUAGAGAUGUUAAAGAACUCUGUACAUACCA
Molecule: messenger RNA, 1620 nt
Organism: Peromyscus maniculatus bairdii (prairie deer mouse)
Lineage: Eukaryota; Metazoa; Chordata; Mammalia; Rodentia; Cricetidae
Source: RefSeq, a predicted model, not a curated record